AUGUCAACAGCCUCCGCCUUCCCACACGAACAAGAAGUCCUACUUCCGCCCGGUACACCAUUCCGAAUUGCCGAUCUUACAUAUGGCAACCGAACCAAAAAAACCACAAUCCACUUACAAACGACUACAUAUUACACAGCUACUGUACGAUCAUUACCUUACUCCUUUCGCGCUCAUCGUCGUUUCUAUUCAACUCAAAUAUCUGGCGUGCUUUCACAGGCAUGUGAAAGUUCGGUUGUUGAAGGUGAUGAUGGCCUCAUUUCAUACUCAUAG
Didymodactylos carnosus is the source of this 273-nucleotide messenger RNA. NCBI's taxonomy places the organism in Eukaryota, Metazoa, Rotifera, Eurotatoria, Philodinida, Philodinidae. The record is from the annotation of a GenBank genome assembly.